Cynara cardunculus var. scolymus (artichoke) is the source of this 1667-nucleotide messenger RNA. RefSeq names its product protein arginine methyltransferase NDUFAF7 homolog, mitochondrial. Gene Ontology annotation, molecular function: protein-arginine omega-N symmetric methyltransferase activity. Gene Ontology annotation, cellular component: mitochondrion. The record is from RefSeq and is a predicted model, not a curated record. The transcript is spliced from 14 exons. The coding region runs from base 39 to 1406 and encodes 455 amino acids. Lineage: Eukaryota; Viridiplantae; Streptophyta; Magnoliopsida; Asterales; Asteraceae.
CAACCCCAAUCUCCGGCGACGAACACCAGACGACGGAGAUGGCGUAUACAUACAGAUACAGUCGUCCUCUUCUUCAUCCCGGCACCAUUCUUCACAGACCGAAUACAGUCAGCUCUUGCAGACAAUUUAGAUUUUCGGCAUUUUUCUCCACAAAACUCGUUGGUGAUGAUCCUGUUCUCGUUAGAGACUUUAUACACUCGGCAUUGUAUCAUCCUGAUCAUGGCUAUUUUUCUCAAAGCCCAAGAUCUGUUGGAGUGCUUGACAGGAGCAUUAACUUUCAUAAACUUCAAGGAAGGAAGGAUUACAUGUCGCAUUUGGAAAAAAUUUACAAGCAAAAUGAUGUUUCUUGGUUUACUCCAGUUGAGCUUUUCAAGCCUUGGUAUGCCCACGGGAUUGCUGAAGCAAUUUUGCGAACAACUAAUCUUUCUUUUCCACUAAAGAUUUAUGAAAUCGGAGGUGGAUCAGGAACUUGUGCAAAGGGCAUAAUGGAUUACAUAAUGUUGAAUGCACCCACACGAGUUUACAAUAGCAUGUCAUACACUUCAGUAGAAAUUAGUUCUUCAUUGGCCAAGAAACAGUUGGAGACUGUUGGAGAAGUUAGCAGUCACUUGUCAAAGUUCAGAGUAGAAUGUCGUGAUGCUGCUGAUCCUAGCGGAUGGGGGGAUGCAGAGCAACAACCGUGCUGGGUUAUAAUGCUUGAGGUUCUUGAUAAUCUUCCACAUGACCUUAUUUAUUCGGAAAAUCAAGUUUCACCAUGGAUGGAGGUUUGGGUAGAAAAGCAACAAGACAGGUCUAAAUUGUCGGAGUUAUAUAAGCCAAUGCAAGAUCUCCUGAUCAAAAGUUGUUUGGAUAUCUUGAAUGUGGACAAAGAUUUUAGACCCCAAGGAACUAGGGAUGCUUCACUGCCUAGCAACAUCUGGGCCAAAAUCUUUCCAAAGCCUAGACGAUCUUGGCUACCGACUGGUUGCUUGAAACUUUUACAAACAUUACAUGGAGCCCUGCCAAAGAUGUCGAUGAUUGCUGCUGAUUUCAGCUACCUUCCUGAUGUCAAAGUACCUGGUGAAAGAGCUCCAUUGGUUUCUACCAAGAUAGACGGAAGCAGUUCAGACCAUAGCACAUAUCUGGAUGCCAAGGGUGAUGCUGAUAUAUUUUUCCCAACAGAUUUUUGGCUUUUGGAACGUAUCGACCAUUACAGUUCUGGGUGGUUAAAAUCACGCAUCAAGAAUUUCGACAGGUCAUCCAAACAAGGAAAGAAAAGGCGUACCAUCACGCUUGAUACGUCGGAGUUUAUGGAAGAAUUCGGCCUGCCCACAAAAACAAAGACGAAAGAUGGAUACAACCCUCUUCUCGACGACUUCAUAAAUACCAAAUUUUACCUCAGUGUUCCAACCCACAAUACCAAAUAAACAGCUUCGCUUAAAACUUGAAACAAACAUUCAUACGAACAACAAGAAAUGAGUUUGUAUACUGAAUCAAGGACCGAACAUCUAAAGAGCUAACGAAAUUCUGGCCGUUGAUCGAUGCUUAAACUGGUUGAUCGCUCUUGGCGUUUUGUUCGCUUCGAGUUGGUUUUUUCUUUCUCGGUGGCUUGUUCCAUCAGUAAUAACUGUUGUAUCGUAGCGAUAGGAUGAAUCCUUAUUAUGCAUAAUUGCAUAUUCUUUUGAGCA